Molecule: messenger RNA, 2758 nt
Organism: Acanthopagrus latus (yellowfin seabream)
Lineage: Eukaryota; Metazoa; Chordata; Actinopteri; Spariformes; Sparidae
Gene: ttll6
Product: tubulin tyrosine ligase-like family, member 6
Exons: 17
Coding region: 579-2681 (700 amino acids)
Biological process (GO): protein polyglutamylation; microtubule cytoskeleton organization
Cellular component (GO): cilium
Molecular function (GO): tubulin binding; tubulin-glutamic acid ligase activity
Source: RefSeq, a predicted model, not a curated record
GGAUAAAAAAAAACAGGACGGUACAUCUGAAGUGCACUGCAUGUGUGUGACUCGAGUUCAUUCAUGUUUACAUUUGUACGCCCCUCCGUCCGUCCAGCCGAGCCUCGUUCACCGCGACAACAUCACAGAAGGCUGCUCGGUCCGUGUUAGCUGCUCGGGAAUCAGAGGGAGACAUCUUUAUCUGGCGACGACCCAAGGUCGAGAUGUGGCUCAUAGGUUUGUCUGCUGAGGAGUGUGGCAGCGUCUUAAAGGGCUCCUGAGACAAAGAUUUGUGUGUCAAAGACGUAUGAAGGCAGACGAGCGGGGGCAGCAUCUUCCAACACCACUGUCCUCACAAAUGUAGGCUUAGGAUGGGUCUACCUGUGGACAGCCCAGACAGAAAUGAUGAUGCACAUAAAUAUGAGCAGCCGGGAGAAGGAGAUGGGGGAGAAAACCAAACUGAGGCCUGCACUCGCUCCUUGCUGCCCGCCGCCAGGAAGAAGAGAAAAGGCAAGAAGAGAUGACUGUGCAUCAACCUCACCAACUGCAAAUAUGAAAGUGUGCGGCGAGCUGCUCGCAGAUACGGCCUCAGAGAGGUGAUGGAGGGUGAAGACUGGACCGUGUUUUGGAUGGACUGCUCUGUGUCUUUGGACCGUGUUAAGGACAUGAAACGAUACCAGAAAAUAAACCAUUUCCCAGGGAUGAGUGAGAUCUGCCGCAAAGAUUCACUUGCAAGAAACAUGAACCGAAUGCUCAAGCUUUUCCCCAAAGACUACAACAUCUUCCCUAGGACGUGGUGCCUUCCCGCAGAUUACAGUGACUUCCAAGCCUACACGAGGGCCAAAAAAAGCAAGACUUACAUCUGUAAGCCAGACACCGGUUGCCAAGGCAAAGGCAUCUUCAUCACCAAAUCAAGUAAAGACAUUCAACCUGGAGAACAUAUGAUCUGCCAGGUUUACAUCUCCAAGCCGUUCAUACUCGACGGAUUCAAGUUUGACCUGCGCAUCUACGUACUGGUGACAUCAUGUGACCCGUUCAGCAUAUUUAUGUUCAAGGAGGGACUUGCUCGCUUCUGCACCACCAGGUACAACGAGCCAACACACAAUAAUGUGGAUGAUGUGUGCAUGCAUCUCACAAACUACUUCAUCAACAAGAACAGUGAGAACUUUGUCCGUGAUGAGGACACGGGCAGCAAACGAAAGCUUUCCACCCUCAACAAGCUCCUGGAGUCCAUCAGCUGCAACAUAGACAAGAUGUGGAACGACAUCGAGGACGUGAUAAUAAAGACUCUGAUCUCUGCUCACCCCAUCCUCAAACAUAACUACCACACGUGCUUCCCCAACCACAUCACCGGCAGUGCCUGCUUCGAGAUCCUGGGUUUCGAUGUGCUGCUGGAUCACCGGCUCAGACCCUGGGUGCUGGAGGUGAAUCACUCCCCAAGUUUUACCACUGACUCGCAGCUAGACCGCGAGGUAAAGGAUGCGUUACUCUACGACACCCUGGUACUCAUCAACUUAGGCGCCUGUGACCGACGCAAGAUCACCAAAGAGGAGAGACGCAGGGUGAAGGAAAGGCUUCAGCAGCACAGCUCCAAAGAGGCCAGGUCAGAGGAGCUGCGUCAGUGCCAGGCAGCCACGGUGGAGCAGAUGGAGAGGUACGAGGCCAAACACCUGGGAGGCUUCAAGAGGAUCUAUCCCAGAGAGGGAGGAGAGAAAUACGACAAGUACUUUAAACACAGCAGCUCGCUUUUCCAGGAGACGGCGGCGUCCAAGGCCAGAGAAGAGUGUGCCAGACAACAGCUGCAGGAGCUGCGACUGAAGCAGGAGCAGGAGAGAGACCAGAGGGGAGGCCGGAGGAGAGACCUACAGGGGGAGACGGCGGGGGAGAGAGUCAAACCACGACCUCGAGCACAAACACAAACCCCCCACUCAAACUGUGACUGUGACCCACAGCCGCCGCCUCCGUCCGGUGUGACGCUGGAACCUGAGGCUGCAGAGGUCCGAGCGGAGAAGCAGGAGCAGACGGAGGAGGAGAACGAGGAGGAGGCGGAGGAGAGGAAGAAGGCAGACAUGGAGGAGCAGGAGCGGGUUGAUGCACUCCUCCAGCGGAAGAAAAUGCUGCAGGACCUCGGGGUGGUGGACCAGAUCUACCAGCUGCUGCAGGGCCGACUUGGAGCCGGGGGGAUCCUGCAGGACGCCCACCAGCAGAGUAAACAGGCUCAGCAGAAGCAGCAGCAUCCGAAGUUGGACUCUUUGACACAGCUGAGGACGAAGCAGCCGUCCAGCACUCAGAUGCACCGGCAGCACAUCCACUCCCACCUGACUCAGCAGCACCUGCUCAGGCCCGUGAUGGACCAGAGGACCCUGAAUGAGUCCGAGCCUGAGAGCCACACUGGGGCCGGAGACGUACGGAGGCCCAUCAGCGCCCAGAGGAUACACUGGCCAGCUGGCGGCUCUCUGGCUCUCAGGCAGGACACCCGGAGCAGCUCUUACACCGACACCCGGUCCCGUCCCAGCAUCCCCGUCAUAAACCACGUCCCCAAAGCAGGCCUGCGCUGCAGCGGCUACGCGUCCCACGACCCCUCCGCCCUGCAGAGCCUCCUGGUCGUCUCCACUCGAGCCCCCCUGGUCCGGAGGCCUGGCUUCUCUCACGUCGUCCGCAAGUCCUCCCGCAGAGCCCCCCAGCACGGUAAAGGCCAGUGAGCAGCAGACAAACGGGGGACCUGAGGAGGUAGAGAGGCUUUAAACUGUGAAAAUGCAGAAUCAUACUGUGCCUGUGA